This is a messenger RNA of Vigna unguiculata (cowpea), 817 nucleotides long. RefSeq lists its product as uncharacterized. The record is from RefSeq and is a predicted model, not a curated record. Lineage: Eukaryota; Viridiplantae; Streptophyta; Magnoliopsida; Fabales; Fabaceae.
CAACCCCCCCCCCCCCCUUUGGUUGCUCUUUAAGAAACUCAACAUUUCUCUCUCUCAAGGACUGAUCUUGCUGUCUGCAGCCAUGGCUCCCCUUUGAAAAUCAGUGAGAGAAAGAAAGAAAGAAAGAAAGAAAGAUCAUAGCAAGUUAAUGGAGGUUCAAUCUCCUUCGGUGAAACGCCCCUACGACAUCACCAUGUCAAGAAGAACAAGGAAACAACAAUUUUCGAAUGAGAAACCCAAAUCAGCAGCAAAGGAUGAAAAACUCACACUGGAAACUGCUCAAACCAAUACUAUUGACGAGGUGAAACAAGGUGGCGAGGGUGACCACAAAAGCUUGAAGCAGUUGAUCGUAGGAGAUGACAAUGAAGCAACGAAGGGUAAUAACAGUGAUGAGAGAGGCAAGGGAUCAAGGAACUCGCUUGGUGAACAUUUUACCGAGGAAGAGAAACAACAUCUUCAGCUGGUUCGAAUGCAUCAGAAGGACAACCUCCAAGGUUUGAAGUUCAAGAAGUUGGUGAGUCGUUAUGCCAAAGUUUUGGGGCAUUUGCUGAAGGCUAAGCGUGAUCCUCACUUAGGUGAUGCACCCAAAAAACCUGUUUUCAAGUUAUCAUCCUAGGACAAAUUUUUGGCUGCUGAUUUGCUUCGUCGAUUUUCAUCUAUUUUCUCUCUAUUAUUAUUAUUUUUCUGCCGCCAAAAUACUUAGCUUUCUCCAUCUCCUGUUAUACUCUUGCAUCUCUGUAUCCUUCAUGCAUAUAUAUAUAUAUGGCUUGUAUUUUAUGUAUACUAAUUCUAUCAAUCAAAAUAUGUUCUUAUAAUA